AUGGCGACAACAACUGCUGUCUCUCUUACCACGCCGACGGGCCUCUCUUACCAGCAGCCCACUGGACUGUUCAUCAAUAAUGAAUUCGUAGCCGGAUCCGGUGGAGGCACCAUUGAUGUGAUAAACCCAGCAACCGAACAGAAAAUCUGCGCUGUCAGUGAAGCUCGCGAAAACGAUGUCGACAAGGCCGUGGCGGUUGCUCGAAAGGCCCUGAACGGCUCGUGGAAACUGACCACUCCCACCGAGCGAUCGCAAUACCUCUACAAGCUGGUUACAUUGAUGGAAGAGUCCCUGGAGAAGCUGGCGGCGGUGGAAUCUAUGGACAAUGGAAAGGCGAUCAACGGCGCCCGGGGCGACAUUGAAGGAGCAAUUGGUUGUCUCCGAUACUAUGCUGGGUGGGCAGACAAGAUCGAGGGUCGCGUUAUCGACACGAGUCCCACGAAUUUCAACUACACCCGACGCGAACCGAUUGGUGUGUGCGGUCAAAUUAUCCCAUGGAACUUCCCAUUGAUGAUGUGGGCAUGGAAGAUCGGACCAGCCAUUGCCUGCGGGAACACCGUGGUCAUCAAGACCGCCGAGGUCACGCCGCUGUCUGCACUGGUCGCUGCUGAGCUCAUCGUCCAAGCGGGAUUCCCUCCAGGAGUCAUCAACAUCAUCACCGGCUAUGGCAACAUUGCCGGGUCUGCUCUCUCUCGCCAUAUGGGCGUGGACAAAGUCGCGUUCACAGGAUCUACAGCCGUGGGCCGUCAGAUCCUGAAGGAUGCAGCAUCUUCCAACCUGAAGAAGGUCACGUUGGAGCUGGGCGGUAAAUCACCGAAUAUCGUCUUCAAUGACGCAAAUAUUGACCAGGCCGUUCCAUGGAUUCACAACGGAAUUUUCUCCAACAUGGGACAGAAUUGCUGUGCAGGCAGUCGGAUCUACGUGCAAUCUGGCAUCUACGACACAUUCGUCCAGAAGCUGAAAGAAAACGUUCAGCAACGAGUCAUUGGAUCCCCCGAGGACGAAAAGACCGCCCAUGGUGCCCAGGUCUCCAAGACUCAGCUGGAUCGUAUUCUCGGAUACGUCGAUUCCGGCAAAAAGGCCGGCGCCCAAGUCGAAAUCGGAGGCCAUCGAGUCGAUCGUCCGGGUUACUUCAUGGAGCCGACCAUCUUUUCCGGUGUCUCCAGCGACAUGGACAUCGUACGGGAAGAAAUCUUCGGUCCAGUAGGUGUAAUUGCAAAGUUCGACACGACGGAGGAGAUUGUCGAGGCCGCCAACGACACUGCCUACGGAUUGGCCUCCGGUAUUCACACCGAAAACCUCAAGACCGCCAUCGAGGUCUCUAACAAGAUCAAGGCGGGUACGGUGUGGGUCAAUCAGUACAAUGGAGUCCAUUGGCAGUUACCUUUCGGUGGCUUCAAGCAGUCGGGCAUUGGAAGAGAGCUGGGCGAAGAGGCGCUGUUCAACUACACCCAGACCAAGACGGUAUCGGUGAAUCUCGGUACUCCAGUGGUUUGA
Molecule: messenger RNA, 1497 nt
Organism: Aspergillus glaucus CBS 516.65
Lineage: Eukaryota; Fungi; Ascomycota; Eurotiomycetes; Eurotiales; Aspergillaceae
Product: aldehyde dehydrogenase family protein
Exons: 7
Coding region: 1-1497 (498 amino acids)
Molecular function (GO): aldehyde dehydrogenase (NAD+) activity
Source: RefSeq, a predicted model, not a curated record